This is a messenger RNA of Drosophila bipectinata, 1712 nucleotides long. RefSeq names its product arginyltransferase 1 (gene Ate1). Gene Ontology annotation, cellular component: cytoplasm. Gene Ontology annotation, biological process: protein arginylation. Gene Ontology annotation, molecular function: arginyl-tRNA--protein transferase activity. The record is from RefSeq and is a predicted model, not a curated record. NCBI's taxonomy places the organism in Eukaryota, Metazoa, Arthropoda, Insecta, Diptera, Drosophilidae.
AUACUAUCGUAUCGUACGAGCUCCAUCGAAUAUGUAAAAUAUUUCGCAAUAGCGGCUCGGGAAUUCAAUUUGGAUACUUUUAAUUGCGAUAUGUUAAUACAUUGAACGGUGGUAAAAAGGCAUCGUCGGCAACAUGAGCAUGAGCAUUGUGCAAUAUUAUGGCAGCCAGCUGAGCAAGUGUGGCUACUGCUCCGGCACCAACUGCAGCAAGUCGCACGGUAUGCAUGCGUACACCAUGCGAUGCCAGGACUAUCAGGACCUCAUCGACCGCGGCUGGCGUCGCUGUGGAAACUACUGCUACAAGCUGCGCAAUGAGGAUACGUGCUGCCCCUGUUACACCAUAAAGUGCGAUGCCCUGGAGUUCAAGCUGACCAAGUCCAAUAAGCGUAUUCUGAGGCGUAUGUCGCGGUAUUUGCGUGAUGGAAAGCGUGAUUCCGGGCCUGGGAAUGGCGGUGACGGGCAUGGGGAUGCGGAUGACGCCACUUUACAUGGCGAGGUCAAUGCCAGCGAGCCUCAACCGCAGCUGCCUGAUAAGAGUCCGGCUGUUAUCAAUGUAGAGCAAGUUGCGUCACUUGUGGAGGCUCACAAGAAACCUAACCCGGUAGCCAAGCCGACCCCAGCAGGUGCUACUGCUCCGUCAGCUCCACCACCAACUUUGGGAACCAACAAGUCUGCCGCACCGAUCUCAAAUGCGCCGCGGAAGAAGGCGAAACAAAUGCGCUUGGAGCGCCGGCAGGCCAAACUGGGUGAUUCAGCACCACCACCCACGAAAUCCGGUUCUCAGGAGAAGGGUCUGCGCGACUUUAUAUCGUCGGCGAGCGAGACUGACAAGCAUAAGCUGAAAAUCACUUUGGUCGCUUCCUCAGACAUUGAGCGCACUUGCGCUGAUGAGGUGCUCGCAUUGUAUCGCAAGUACCAGUUAGUCGUUCAUAAUGAUAAUCCUGCACGCCUCACCCUUGCUAGUAUGCAGCGGUUCUUGGUCAAAUCGCCCCUUAAGAAUGAGAAGCCUUCGGAUGGGCCUGAAAUGGGCUACGGAUCGUUUCAUCAACAGUAUUGGCUGGACGAUAAGCUAGUAGCUGUGGGUGUGAUUGACAUACUGCCUGGAUCUGUUAGUUCCGUGUACUUUUUUUACGACCCAGACUAUAGCUUUUUAUCGCUUGGAACAUAUGGAUCUCUUAGGGAAAUAGACUUUGUUCAGACGAUAGCCGAGAGCGUGCCCUCAUUGAAAUAUUACUACAUGGGCUUCUACAUCCACUCCUGCCCCAAAAUGCGCUACAAGGGCAAACUGUCUGCCUCGUACUUGCUGUGCCCAGAGACUUACGUCUGGCUAACGCUUACUGAUGCCAUACGUUCCAAGCUGGAUGAAAACAAAUACCAGCGUCUUAAUCCGGACGAUGCUGCCAGGGAUGUUAAUGAGUUCCUAAUCGAGCACUUGGAUGAAGUUAUGCUGCUGCUAGAUUCCAAAACCUUUACAGAUUACAAGCAAUAUUUGAAGAUUGUUGGCCGAGACCAGGAACGGGACACGAUUAUAGAAUACAGCAGGCUAGUGGGCAAAGAUUGCGCCCGACGCAUGCUCUACGUUAACAUGUCCUAAAUGAACCAAUCUUUAGCCAUCCUUGGAUUGUUUAUUCAUUGUUGAUCUUAGCAAAUAUGUUCUAAAUUAAAUCAGCUUUACAAUAUCAUUAAAUGUUCAAUGGCCUUGCACUUAAAUA